UGGCUGUUUCUGAUUUGGCGGGAAAGUUGUCCAAGAUUGCAAUCAAGACAACACGAUCUUCAAGCUUAAAACCAUAUUUUUUUUAUUUCUACACAAGUGUUUUAAAAGUAUUAUAGGAAUUUUAUCAAAACUGAGAACUCAGCAAGCUUCUUGAGACUAUCUAUUGCUACGAAAUGGUUGCCUGCGAAGAAAUUCUAGCUCCCGAAGUGAUUUCACAGAGGUUACAAGACUUAGAGGCGGAAUUUCUCGACGGAGACCUGACUGAAAAGGGAUAUAUAAAAAAGAAAUGCAAGUUGCUGAAGUCAUCUUUACCCUCCGAUGUAAAAACGAGGCUGACACAACUUGAGCAAAGAUUUGCUGAAAAAAGGAUCACCGAGGACAAAUAUCUAUCCUUAAUGAAGCAAUUGUUGAAUGAGAAAACUCAAACUCAAGAAUCAAAUGGCCACACCAGCUCCUCACAUGUCAAUCAAAAUGGAGUUGCCAUGCCAACUGAUCAGGGUGUGUCCAGUGAGGUUAGCACAGAGCCAGCACUCUCAUCUACCUUGUCUUCAAGUGGCAUGGCUGAUAGAGUUGACAACAAGGGUGGGAAUUCAGAAUCCGAGGUCGAGGGUGUCGGUGGUAGUGACAUGGACGUUGAUAGUGGUGUGGCAUCAGAUGCAAUGACUAGUGACUUUUCGCAACCAUCUGCAAGCUCCAAAAGCUCUGAUGAAGAAACAGAAACCCCUGCAAAAAAGCAACAGAAAGCAAAACAUAGCUCACAGAAAAAGAAAGGCAAAAAAUCAAGCCCAAUGCGGCAAGCAGGAAUCACUGAAAUGUUUAGUAAAGUCUCUACAAAGCGUAAAGAAACGGAGAAAGAUGAAGGCGUCACAGGUUGCAGUAGUGUGGAUGAGGAGGCAAAGUCUGCACAGGAGGAGAAAAAGCAAAAAUUGGUUGAUGAUGAGCAUGAGCAGAAAGAUAAGGAAAGCUAUGGCUUGAGGGAGAACAAUUCCCAGAAUACAAACACUGUGAAAAAUGAAAAACCUCAGCCCCCUGCAAGAUGUAAAGAAUGCCGUCAGCUUAUUGACAGCCCUGACCUGUGUCUUUUUGCUGGAGACCCUGCAGAUGCAGUGGAGGAGUUUGUGGCAUUAGUUGAUCCUCGCUUGUCACUCUUCAGUGGUGACGAGGAGCAAUUUGACAGCUAUGAGGACAAGCCACAACACAAAAUUACUAACUUUAGUGUCUAUGACAAAAACACCCAUUUGUGUGCCUUUGACACUGGAUUGAUCGAGAAGAAUGUGGAGCUUUUCAUAAGUGGAUAUGUAAAACCAAUUUAUGAUGAAAACCCCAGCCCUGAAGGUGGGGUUCCAACCAAGAUCUUAGGGCCUAUCAAUGAAUGGUGGACGGCAGGUUUUGAUGGUGGUGAGAAUGCUCUCAUUGGAUUGACCACAGCAUAUGGUGAAUACUUCCUUAUGAACCCAUCCAAGGAAUAUGCUCCAUUUAUUCAUACCAUGAGGGAGAAGAUCCAGCUUAGCAAGAUUGUAAUUGAGUUCCUUCUGAACAAUCCAGAGGCGAGAUAUGAAGAUCUUCUGAAUAAAGUUCAGGUUUCUGUCCCCCCUGAAGGCUGUCCUAGCUUCACUGAGGAUUCUCUGCUAAGACAUGCACAGUUCCUAGUUGAACAGAUUGAAAACUAUGACUCGGCGGGUGAUACUGAUGAGCUACCCCUCAUCGUCACACCCUGCAUCAGGGAUUUCAUCAAACUUGCUGGAGUUACCCUGGGAAAAAGGCGUACUGCACGUAAAAUCAAAGUAAAAUCCAGAGCAGAGUUGAAGAAGAAACAAGCGCCUACCAAGGCAACCACCACAGAGCUUGUACGGCAUAUCUUCGACAUCUUCUUCCAAAACCAAAUCGAUGGAAAGAAUGGAAAUGCCCCAAGACGCAAGCGAUGCGGUGUGUGUGAGACAUGUCAGCAGCCAAACUGUGGAAAAUGCAGUGCUUGUCGUGACAUGGUCAAGUUUGGCGGCACUGGCAAGUCCAAACAGUGCUGCAUAAACCGGCGCUGUCCUAACAUGAUGGUGAGAGAGGCUGAUGACGAUGAAGGCUUGGAGGAUGAGGAGAAAGAUGACAAUGGUGAUAAAGAGAACAAGGCUGAAAGCCCGCACAAGCCUCACCACAAAACCAUUAAGGGACAAAAGACUAUCAAGACGAAGGUAGAAUGGCUGGGGGAGCCUGCAUGGAUUGAAGGGAAAAAGAAAUACUACUCCAGUGUUCUCAUCAACAAGAAAAAGGUCUCUUUGGGUGACUUCGUGAAGGUGUGCCCAGAUGACCCUCACAUCCCACUUUAUAUCGGCUGCGUUCAGUACAUGUGGGAGUCGAGCAGUGGCGAGAAGUUAUUCCACGCACGCUGGAUGACACGUGGAGCCGAGACCGUGCUGGGUGAGACUGCUGACUCUGCUGAGCUGUUCCUGUGCGAUGACUGUGAUGACAACCCUCUUGGAUCUGUACUUGAGACGUGUGAGGUGACAUACAAGGACCCAUCCGUCGACUGGCUGCAAGGAAGCGCCGGCAUGGAGAUCGAGACAUCAGAUGACGAGCAUAACGACAACACGUUCUUCUAUCACAAAUGGUAUCACCCAGAAAUGGGACGUUUUGUUGAUCCGCCACCUGAGUACCAAACCAAAGUGGACCGCACACAGCAAAAGUUUUGUGAGAGCUGUAUCAGGAUUUCUGCUGAAGAGAAGCUACGAGAACCCACUGUUCAAGAGAGGAUUGAUGAUAACAUGGACAAAACCUCAAAAGAAUUUUACAGAUCUUUCACCCUGAAUGGUUCUGAGUUUACCGUCAGUGACUGUGUUUAUCUGGACCCGGAAGCCUUCUCAUUCAAUGUCAGGCCAAAAGAAUCCAAACCGCACAAACGCGAGGGUUCUGUUGAUGAAGACCUCUACCCCGAGUAUUACCGGAAGUCCUCAGAAUACGUGAAAGGAAGCAAUCAGAACGUGCCCGAACCACUUCGGAUUGGACGUAUUAAGAGCAUUUACGUGAAGAGCUCCUCGGGAAAGCUGAAGGGUGACGGGGAUGACGUUAUGCUGACUGUCACUAAGUUUUACAGACCCGAGAAUACCCACAAAGGUGCAAACGCAAGCCACCAGGCUGACCUAAACCUGCUUUACUGGACUGACGAAGAGGCUAAAGUAUCAGCUUUAAGUGUUAAAGGAAAAUGCAUGGUGGCUUGUGGAGAAGACAUUCACUCCUCCAUCCAAGAGUACAGCUCUAAAGGAGACUGCUUCUACUACCUGGAGGCUUAUAACAGUCAGACAAAGGAAUUCGAAGAACUUCCUCCCCAAGCAAGAGACUGUUCAAGCAAGGGCAAGGGUAAAGGGAAGGGCAAAGGAAAGGGCAAGGGGAAAUCGUCUGCUGACAGCGGUCCUGAGAGCUGCAUGCAUGACCAGCAGAAGGAGGCCCAUGUGCGCAAGUUGCGAUCCCUUGAUGUGUUCGCAGGCUGUGGGGGUUUAUCAGAGGGCCUCCAUCAAGCUGGUGUUGCGGAGUCCCUGUGGGCCAUUGAGAAGGAAGAACCUGCUGCGCAGGCGUACCGUUUGAAUAACCCCGGAUGUACGGUCUUUACUGAUGACUGCAACACUCUACUCAAGCUGGCCAUGGAGGGAGAAGCUACUAACUCAACUGGACAAAAGAUCCCCCAGAGGGGUGAGGUCGAACUGCUUUGCGGUGGUCCCCCUUGCCAGGGGUUCAGUGGAAUGAACCGAUUCAACACGAGGGAAUACUCUCUCUUCAAGAACUCGCUGGUGGUUUCCUACUUGUCUUACUGUGACUUCUAUCGGCCACGAUUCUUCAUUCUGGAGAAUGUGCGCAACUUCGUGUCCUUCAAGAAGAGCAUGGUGCUCAAGCUUACGUUACGCUGUCUCCUGAGGAUGGGGUACCAGUGUACUUUCGGAGUCCUGCAAGCUGGUUGUUACGGAGUGCCCCAAACACGACGAAGGGCGAUCAUCAUGGCGGCUGCGCCGGGUGAGGAGUUACCGCUGUACCCUGAGCCCACGCAUUGCUUCUCCCCUCGCACGUGUCAGCUGACGGUCAUGGUGGAUGAGAAGAAGUUCACGUCCAACAUCACGCGUACGGCGAGUGCACCGUAUCGCACUAUCACCGUGAGGGACGCCAUGUCCGACCUACCGGAAAUACGCAACGGGGCGUCCGCAGCAGAGAGUUCAUAUGAGGGCGAGGCGAUAUCGCACUUCCAGCGUCAGAUCCGGGGGAACCAAUACCAGCCCUUGCUAAGGGACCAUAUCUGUAAGGAGAUGAGCGCCCUUGUUGAGGCCCGGAUGAGGCACAUCCCCUUGGCCCCAGGCUCCGACUGGAGGGACCUACCAAAUAAGGAAAUUCGCCUCUCCGAUGGAACAUACAGCAAGAAACUCCAAUACACGCACCACGACAAGAAAAACGAGAAAGGCUCAAGUCAGCGGCUACGUGGUGUCUGCUCAUGCGCAGAGGGCCGCCCUUGUGAGCCCGCUGACCGGCAGUUUAACACACUCAUCCCGUGGUGUCUCCCUCACACCGGCAACCGCCACAACCACUGGGCGGGGCUUUACGGUCGCCUGGAGUGGGACGGGUACUUCAGUACUACCAUUACCAACCCUGAGCCAAUGGGAAAACAGGGUCGUGUCCUUCACCCGGAGCAACACCGUGUGGUCAGCGUCAGAGAAUGCGCUCGUUCCCAGGGAUUCCCGGACACCUAUCGUUUCUAUGGCAGCAUCCUUGACAAGCACCGACAAGUCGGCAACGCCGUCCCACCUCCUCUCGCGGCCGCCAUUGGCCGAGAGAUCAAAAAGGGCCUGGAGCUGACUCAAGGAGUAAGGAAGAAAGACGAGAGCAAGAUGGAUAUUACGUCAUAGGAAUGUAUAUAUAAGGAGCGUGCUUGAACUACGAAAUAGGAAGAGGAGGAUUAGGAGACUAGGACAGCGGAAGGAGGAAUUUAAGCUGCAAUGUUUCUUCGAGCGUAUUCCACAUCAUGAACGAGAAAUGUAAGCAGUAUUUUAUGCAGUUGAAGGAAUAGGAAAAUCACUACUAUUUGCUUGCCAAAACAGUGCCGUUUUAUUUCAUCAGCAAAUGUAAAAAGGAACUGAGGAGAAAAUAAUAGGAAUAUCCUUUACCUAUCCUGACUGACAGAUUUUAUCAUUUUCCUUGUUUUGCCUAUUGCGGAUAUAAAGACAUUAGCUUGGUUUCGCACUAUUUGAUCUGUAUACCAUACCAUAGUCAGCUGGAAAGCAGAAAUACAACACUAGUUAUACAGCAUGUUCCGUGUCAAUUACUAAGUAAUACUUGGAGGUACUUGAAAUGUACACGGGCGGAACACUCAUGAAUAUUUGACAGCUUUUAUUAAGUAAAUAAUUUAUGUAGCUGAGAAUAUAUAGCCCUAUGUAAAAUAUGAGCUUUUUAUACAUUUGAAUGCCUGCAUAAGUCAUAAAGAACAAAGUAUGCAUAAAAGAACAUUAACACAAUUUUACACAAACUUUAUUAUACUCCAUUUUAUACAAACCUUACGUAAACAUUAUUUCCCUCUAGUAUGAUUUUAUGAUUAUAUCUUUUUGUAGGUGUGAAAUAAAAUAUUGUUUGAAAAUUGA
Molecule: messenger RNA, 5606 nt
Organism: Nematostella vectensis (starlet sea anemone)
Lineage: Eukaryota; Metazoa; Cnidaria; Anthozoa; Actiniaria; Edwardsiidae
Product: DNA (cytosine-5)-methyltransferase 1
Exons: 43
Coding region: 174-4877 (1567 amino acids)
Cellular component (GO): nucleus
Molecular function (GO): DNA (cytosine-5-)-methyltransferase activity; chromatin binding; DNA binding
Source: RefSeq, a predicted model, not a curated record